UAUAUCUUUUCCUCGUUGAUCAGUUUAGUAUAUAAGCCAUCGCCUGGUACUUAGACACUUAUCAGACAAUAUUCAGUAGUUUGGUGAACGUGUGUCGGCAUCUUUUAGACGGAAGAAACGAAAAUUUGGAUACGAUUUAAAAAAAAACUGAAGUUGAGAAAUCCAGAAAAUGAAAUCAAUCGUUUUGUUGCUGGCAUUUGCCGCUGUCGCAGUUAGUGAAGAAAUUAUUGCAGUUGUGAAGCUUUUACCCCAUGAAGAUACCAACCCUGUCUCUGGAAAUCUUCAAAUAGUUAUAAAAUAUGGGUCAGUAAUUAUAUCUGGAUCAAUUACUGGACUCACUCCGGGACAACACGGGAUUCAUAUUCAUGAGAAAGGUGAUCUUUCUAAUAAUUGUCUUAGCACUGGUGGACACUUUAAUCCUACAAAUCAAACACAUGGAGCACUAACAGAUACUGUAAGACAUGUUGGGGAUCUUGGAAAUAUUAGAGCCCGCGAUAAUGGUUAUGCUGACGUAUAUUUAUAUACUCGUGAUAAUAUGAUUUCGUUAGUUGGACCAAACAAUAUUAUUGGACGCAGUGUUGUUGUUCAUUCAAAUGUUGAUGAUCUUGGCAAAGGAGGAAAUGAGGAAUCAUUAAUAAACGGAAAUACUGGGUCUCCUGUGAGCUGUGGAGUUAUUGGACUUAAAUCUAUAUCUUCGGGAUCGUCAAUUUCCAUUGGCCAUCACACCGUACUAGUGCCACUUAUUUUAUUUGUCUUCAAAUAUUACAACUAGAAACAUAUAUACAUAUAUAUAACUACAGUAUUUAAUUGUAAUCUCCAUAAUGUUAUUCAUAAAUACAGUAUUCUAAAAUCGAUUUAUGAUAUCGAUUAAAUUAAAAAUGUAACCGUCGAUUUUUCUACAAAUAAAUUGUAUUAUUUUUACCGAAUUUGAAUACUUAACCAUGCAAUUAAUAAUAUAAAUUUUUCUACCGCAAUUUGAUCAACUUUCAAUGAUUUAAUUACAGUAGCAAUGUAUGAAGAUAAAGAUAAAACUCAUAUAAUAGAAAGUAAUUAAUAAAUAUAAUAUGUAAAAUAAUAAUGAUAAUGAUACUCAAUAAAUGACUUGAAGUUAACACUCAAGUAAACGAAUUAAUAUUUAGAUAAUUGUAAUGUUACAUGUAAAUGUGGGUAUGAUGUAAAAAAAAAAUAAAAGAUUAAAAGUGUUAGGAUCUGAUGAUAGUGUGGAUUGAUUCAUAGACUCAAUUUCCUGAGUAUAGGCGUUAAAUUCUUGAAUAAGUGUGACGAUUUAUCGCUGAAAGGGUUUAUUUAUCAGUUAUAUAUGUAUGUUAGUUUCCUCAGCCAGUGAAAAUGAAGGAGUAAGUGGCGCCAAAGAGUACCCGCGGGUCUGAUGCUAAGAAGUAUAAGAAGAAGAAUAAGGUUAGCGACCUUGGGCUUGAA
This is a messenger RNA of Microplitis mediator, 1437 nucleotides long. RefSeq lists its product as uncharacterized. The transcript is spliced from 4 exons. The coding region runs from base 170 to 772 and encodes 200 amino acids. Gene Ontology annotation, molecular function: copper ion binding; superoxide dismutase activity. NCBI's taxonomy places the organism in Eukaryota, Metazoa, Arthropoda, Insecta, Hymenoptera, Braconidae. The record is from RefSeq and is a predicted model, not a curated record. Gene Ontology annotation, biological process: removal of superoxide radicals.